This is a messenger RNA of Opisthocomus hoazin, 2238 nucleotides long. RefSeq names its product protein disulfide isomerase family A member 5 (gene PDIA5). Gene Ontology annotation, molecular function: protein disulfide isomerase activity. Gene Ontology annotation, cellular component: endoplasmic reticulum. The record is from RefSeq and is a predicted model, not a curated record. Lineage: Eukaryota; Metazoa; Chordata; Aves; Opisthocomiformes; Opisthocomidae. Gene Ontology annotation, biological process: protein folding.
AUGCCGGCGGGCGGCACCCCAAAGGCCGCACCCCGAAGGCAGCACCCCAAGACAGUACCCCAAAGGCGGCACCCCGAAGGCAGCACCCCAGACCGCAGCUGGCGUCGCGCUUCGCAGCCUGACCGGAGUGGGCUGCGCCAGCCUGCGUUAGCACCCGACAUCGUCCUGUUUGCGGCUGAGCUGGCCGCGCAGACCUGCUUGAACCCGAGCUGUUCUGGGCGUUCAGAUGAGCGUUACCGGUGGAGACGUCAGCCCCUGCUAGAUCAUAUGACAUCCGAGGAAGAAUUUCACACGGCCGGUGGGCGCCAGGUGGAGAUCCCUUCUGUCUGCGGGAAGCCCGUCGGAACGCGGCUGGCCCGCUUUGCCGCUGGGGUUCCUGGCAGGACAUCUGGGACGGCUCACGGCGGGUGCCUGGCUAGGGGCACGGACCGAGGUGUUCGCCUGGACGCGGCGAUCAAACGGCGUGAUGAAAAUGCACAAAUGAUUCACAUACAUCAGCCUGAAGUAGGAAGGCUGAGCUCUGGACAUCUGGAUUUAGAAGAAUGCCAGUUCGUUGGUCGAAUUAAAGGAUCAAGGACAUUUAUGCUGAAGGUGUUCUUGCCGGUGCUCAUGUACUCGUUGAAGGUGUCUCCACUCAUAGAAAAAAUAAGUGACCACAAGGAUUUUAAGAAGCUUCUCAGGACACGGAAUAACGUACUAGUGCUGUAUUCCAAAUCUGCUGCUGCUGCGGAAAGCUCACUCAGGUUACUGUCCAGCGUGGCCCAGGAGGUGAAAGGACGAGGUACUAUAAGCUGGAUAGACUGCAGUGAUACUGAAAGCCGAAAAUUAUGCAAGAAGAUGAAAGUAGAUCCUAAUUCAAAGGAGAAAGGAGUGGAAUUACUCCAUUAUAAGGACGGUGCAUUUCAUACUGAAUAUAACAGAGCGGUCACAUUGAAGUCAGUAGUGGCCUUUCUCAAGGAUCCAGAAGGUGCUCCACUGUGGGAGGAGGAUCCCGACGCCAAAGAUGUUGUGCAUGUUGACAGUGAAAAGGAAUUGAGAAGGCUUCUGAAGAAGGAAGAUAAACCGCUUCUGAUGAUGUUCUAUGCCCCAUGGUGUGGUGUUUGUAAGAGAAUGAUGCCAUCUUACCAGCAGGCAGCCACAGAACUGAAGGGUAAAUAUGUGCUUGCGGGGAUGAAUGUUUACUCUGCUGAAUUUGAAAGGAUAAAGGAAGAAUACAAUGUCCGGGGAUAUCCUACAAUCUGCUAUUUUGAGAAAGGAAAGUUCCUGUUCCACUUUGAGAACUAUGGUGCUACUGCAGCAGAUAUAGCAGAGUGGCUGAAAAACCCACAGGCACCUCAGCCGCAGGCUCCGGAGACUCCCUGGGCGGACGAAGAAAACGUAGUUUAUCACCUGACUGAUGAGGACUUCGACAGGUUUAUAAAAGAUCAUUCGUCUGUGCUAGUGAUGUUCCAUGCACCAUGGUGUGGGCACUGCAAGAAAAUGAAGCCAGAAUAUGAGAAGGCUGCAGAGUUUCUCCAUGUAGCCAGUGAUAGUCCGGGUGUCCUAGCAGCAGUCGAUGCUACCGUCAACAAGGCGCUGGCAGAAAGAUACCACAUCUCAGGGUUUCCUACUUUGAAGUAUUUUAAGGAUGGAGAGGAGAAAUACACUCUGCCACACCUCAGAACAAAGAAAAAGAUCAUCGACUGGCUGCUAAAUCCUGAAGCACCACCUCCACCUGAGCCUGCAUGGGAAGAAAAACAGACGAGUGUUAUCCACCUUGCUGGAGAAGACUUCAGGGAGUCCUUGAAGAAGAAGAAGCACACCCUUGUCAUGUUCUAUGCACCAUGGUGCCCACACUGUAAAAAUGCCAUUCCACAUUUUACAACCGCUGCUGAAGUCUUUAAAGAAGAUCGAAAGAUCGCCUACGCUGCAGUGGACUGUGCCAAAGAACAGAAUCACGACCUGUGUAAGCAGGAGGGGGUUGAUGGCUACCCCACCUUCAACUAUUACAACUAUGGUAAAUUUGUGGAGAAAUAUACUGGCGAAAGAGGGGAGCCUGGAUUCACCACUUUCAUGCGAACCCUGAGAGAAAGAGACCAUGAAAGAGUAGGAAAGAAGAAGGAUGAAUUGUAGUUUCUGCCUCAAAAGAAGCUUUCCGCUGCACUGUGAAUGGUUCCAGGUCUUUUGUUAAUGCACCUGAGACUUCACAUAUUCUCAAGACAGAGACUUUUUUUAUAAACAGCCAUGGCCAUUUUGUAC